Molecule: messenger RNA, 725 nt
Organism: Styela clava
Lineage: Eukaryota; Metazoa; Chordata; Ascidiacea; Stolidobranchia; Styelidae
Product: transmembrane protein 114-like
Cellular component (GO): plasma membrane
Source: RefSeq, a predicted model, not a curated record
UUGAAAAUGAACAAAGCAGGUUUGAUUUUUAUCGCAAUAUUCAGUGUGGGUUCAUUGGUAUGUCUUAGUUUAGCAGCCGGAACUAUUUUCUGGUUUGGAGUAAGACAUUUGGAUGGUGAUGACGCUGUGCUGAAUUACACAAAAGGGUUCCAAGAACCCGAAUAUCGUUUUACCUUUUUCACUGGAUUGUGGAUGACAUGCUACGACAAGGAAACGCCCGCAAAAGUACGGCGUGAAGCAUCACUCAGAGGAAACUGCACCAUCGACUAUGAUUUUCCCACUCGCGAAAUAGAAGAUUUUUCUCGAGCAAGUAUAGUUUGUAUAAUGCUAUCAAUUGCUGUCACGAUAUUGGGAUGUUUGACUGCAGUUACCGGAAUAGUAGCAAAGAACAGAUCAGCUUUAUUUCACUCGGGCCUUCUAUAUUUUGCAUCCGCGGUUUGCUCUCUGAUCGGAAACUGCACCUUCACGGCAAGAAUUCUUCUGCAAUUCGAUGCUUCUGUUCUCCCGCCAAACGUUACAGAAGAGUUUGGUUGGUCUUACAUUUUAUCGUGGGCAUCUCUAGGAGCGCAAGUUAUAUCUGGAUCGAUCCUAGUCAAAUGUGGUCGAACGUAUGAAGACAAAGAAUAGAAUUAAUAACGUUAUUGCUUUGUGUUGUUUGAAUAUUUAUUAACCUUAUUACUUUUGUGAAUAACUACUGAAGAUCAGAACUGUUUUGUGAUGACAUG